AUGGACGAUGUGGCAGAGAUUCAGCACAACGAAAAUACAUUUAGACGACAGCACAACCACAAAACAUUUAGACUACAGCACAACGACAAGACAUUUGGACGACAGCACAACGAAAAGACAUUUAGACGACAGCACAACGACAAAAAAUUUAGACUACGGCACAAUAACAAGACAAUUGGACGACGGCACAACGACAAGACAUUUAGACGACAGCACAACCACAAAACAUUUAGACUACAGCACAACGAUAAGACAUUAGGACGACAGCACAAUGACAAGACAUUAAGACGACAGCACAAUGGAAAGACAUCGGGACGACAGCACAACGACAAGACAUUAGGGCGACAGCACGACGACAAGACAUUUAGACGACAGCACAACCACAAAACAUUUACACUACAGCACAACGAUAAGACAUUAGGACGACAGCACAACGACAAGACAUUAAGACGACAGCACAAUGGCAAGACAUCGGGACGACAGCACAACGACAAGACAUUAGGACGACAGCACAACGACAAGACAUUAGGACGACAGCACAACGACAAGACAUUCAGACGACAGCACAACGACAAGACAUUUGGACGACAGCACAACGACAAGACAUUUGGACGACAGCACAACGACAAGACAUUAGGACGACAGCACAACGACAAGACAUUAGGACGACAGCACAACGACAAGACAUUUGGAUGA
Molecule: messenger RNA, 696 nt
Organism: Haliotis rufescens (red abalone)
Lineage: Eukaryota; Metazoa; Mollusca; Gastropoda; Lepetellida; Haliotidae
Product: stress protein DDR48-like
Exons: 2
Coding region: 1-696 (231 amino acids)
Source: RefSeq, a predicted model, not a curated record